UACCCUUUCUUCUUGUUGUCGCACACACACAACACACACACACACACAAUGGUCGCAAGAUCACCACCGAAGCUGAGGAAGAAGAUUGUGGCUCCACUUGAUCCGAUUCAACUCAGAGACACACUCGACAAGGUGGAGAAAUGUAUGGAUAGACUGCAAGAGCUUCAGUACAUCACCGGUGGGACGAAGGUGAUCUCCGGUGUGAAUCUCAGCCCUCGUAGUUCCAGAGGCUACUUAAGAACAAGCCUCAGGUGUAAACAGGAAUCACUCAGAAUCAGAAAUGCAAAUGGUCAAAAAUCGUCACCUGGAAGAUUACCCACACAAAUAGGGGAAUGGAAAAGGAUGUCACUACCAGCGAUGAUUUUGGGCGAAACGGUGGGGGAGAUACUCCAAGCAAGUCAGUUUGCUAGAGAAAUCGUGACGGCUGUUGAAACGAAAGCCAAAAAGAUCACCACCGGCACCGGCGGCGAUCCGAAAACUCCGGUGACUCAUUCCAGACGGAAUUCGAGGUUAAACCCAGAAACCACCGAGCUCCGGUCACGGAGAAAGAGAGAGAAACGGAUAAUCCGAUCAGAUCUACAUUCUCCUUUACUUGAAAGAGCAAAAUCACGGAUUAAUUUCAAAGUCUCCGGUUCACCACCCAAAAAAGAAAUUGAGACUGAAAAGGGUCGGUUUCCGGCGAAUAGGGUGUCCCCGAAGAACAAACCUUGGGCUAGAAAAACCGUGAUCUUCCCGAACCCCCUUUUCCAUUCAACACCUGCUUCACAAAACCAACAAUUUUGCAGAACAAGGUCGCCGGUGAUUACAAGAACCCGUCAGACCACCCCUCACAAGUUUCUAAUCAAGACGCCGCCGCCUCCUGCCGCUGUGGCUAAGUUUCAAGUAAAAAUUCGCAGCCCACCACUUUCUGUAUCUCCGACCAGACCCAAAACGGCCAGCGCGAAGAAGAAGGCGAUGUCACCGCCUAAGAACGUGUCCACGUCAGCAAAGCUACGGAGGUCAUUUUCACCGUCGAGAUUGGCUACUAGACUGGCUUCUCCAUUGAAGAUUAGGAACCCAACGAUUUGCGUAUCUCCGACAAGAUCUGGGAUGGCUUCCGUGAAGAAGAAGUCGAUCUCACCGCCCAGGACGGUCACCGGAAAGAAGAAGUUGACGUCACCGCCAAGGACGGCCUCCGUGAAGAAGUCGAUUUCACCGCCUAAGAAAGUGUCGACGGCGGCAAAGCUGCGGAGGUCGUUUUCACCGUCGAGAUUGGCGAGUAGAUUGGUUUCACCAUUGAAGAGUAGGAAAUCAUCUGUACAGAAGAGCGUGGAUAGUAGCGAGAUGAUGAUGAACAUGAUGAGUGGAUUGAAACAGAGGCCACUGUCAACAACUACACCGAUGCAUUUGUCAGCUCGGAGAAUUUAAGAUUUCAUUCUUUUAUAUGAUAUUUCCUUAAUGUCAAUAUGAUUUCUGUUUGGUGUUCACAUUUUUAUAACCAUAAAAUAACAAUAAUCUGCAAUUUGUUCCCAUUA
Lactuca sativa (garden lettuce) is the source of this 1514-nucleotide messenger RNA. RefSeq names its product cyclin family (gene ATN). Gene Ontology annotation, molecular function: microtubule binding. The record is from RefSeq and is a predicted model, not a curated record. Gene Ontology annotation, biological process: regulation of phragmoplast microtubule organization; cytokinesis by cell plate formation. NCBI's taxonomy places the organism in Eukaryota, Viridiplantae, Streptophyta, Magnoliopsida, Asterales, Asteraceae. Gene Ontology annotation, cellular component: preprophase band; microtubule associated complex.